Molecule: messenger RNA, 3353 nt
Organism: Protopterus annectens (West African lungfish)
Lineage: Eukaryota; Metazoa; Chordata; Ceratodontiformes; Protopteridae
Gene: BOD1
Product: biorientation of chromosomes in cell division 1
Exons: 4
Coding region: 95-592 (165 amino acids)
Source: RefSeq, a predicted model, not a curated record
GGUAAAAAGUGUAUCAAGGCAGUGCAGGAGUUUUUUUUUUUUUUUUUUUAAAGUGUAAAGUUGUAUUUUUAGUAUUUUGUUUCGUGGUAUUGAGAUGGCAGAGUCCUCCGGUAGUACCAGCAGCGGCGGUUCAGGAUCCGGAAAACGGACUACUAAACUUGCUACUUUACCGCCUGGUGACCCUCAACUCAUUGCCUUGAUUGUAGAGCAACUUAAAAGCGGUGGACUUUUUGAUGUUUUCCGCCGGGACUGUCUGGCAGAUGUAGAUACCAAGCCAGCGUAUCAGAACCUGAGGCAGAAAGUUGAUAAUUUUGUGUCUACACAGUUGGAUAAACAAGAAUGGAAUCCUGCCAUGAACAAAAACCAAUUAAGAAAUGGGUUGAGACAAAGUGUAGUUCAGUCUGGAAUGUUAGAAGCUGGAGUUGACAGAAUCAUUUCACAGGUGGUGGAUCCUAAAUUAAAUCAUAUCUUUAGACCACAAAUUGAGAGAGCUGUCCAUGAUUUUUUGUCAUCUCACCAGAACGAUGAGGUGACAUUACCAGAGCUGGAGAAGCAAGACCUCCCUACUUCAAGCCAAGAUGGUGCUUCCUAAGUACUGAGUUAAAACUAUGGCUUAAUUUUUUGAUGCACUGUGAGGAAAUUAUCUCCUUGACGUCAUGCUGUUGUCCAUCUCUACGUGAUACAGAUGGGUAUUUCUGCUGGAAUGCAGUAUGGACUUACUUGGGUGUAAGCCAAAGGAUGUUAAAGUAUGCUUGUAAGCUGUAAAGAAGGGGAGAAAAGUGAUGACAUUGUUGAGAAUAGGCUUACAGCAGUGGAUCCAUUUUCACCCCCCAGAAUCUAGUGUUAGCUAUCACUUUAGAUAAACUGAAUCUGUUUGCAGUUUGGUACCCUGCUUGCAUCCUUGUAUUCCCAUGGAGCAGGAUUAAGUUUUGUUUUUAAUUGGUUAAUGUAAAAGAUAAUGGUAGUAGUCAGGAAUCUUGGAGGUUGCAUUUACAUGUUUAUCAACUGUGUUACUUGUGGUACAAGGUAGUGGCAGGAAGUAGACUUGUGAAGAAGUGAUGAUGGAUAUUUAAAUUGCAUUGCUUGUACAGUAGUGUAACUCAGGUAAUUAGUAAAAAGGCACAUUUGCCUGCAACAUUUUAUAAAAUAUUUAUUGUAUUUAUACUUUUUAAAUAAUGCAUAAAAAUGCCAAAGUCUGGGCUUUCGUAGUGCUUCGGGUUUUGUUGUCCGGCAGAUUUAUUGGAAAUCAAUAAACAGUAUCGGAGUAGUUCCAACUGUAAAGUAGGUUUUAUGAAAACACUCCCAUUAUGGAACAUAAUGAGAGAAAAAAAAGCAGCUGCCACAUAUUCCAGUUUGUGGUUGCAUUAAAAUUUCAGGUUUUGAGUAACUUUAGUGUUGUCUUAAAUAAACUUGCAUUGAGAAAUUCUACUUGGUGUCUAAAAACUUAUUGUGAGUAGUUGGACUGUGUCUUACUUGAAGAAUUUCAUUGUAAUGAGCACAUCUAUGGGUGUUUUAACAGAACUUGUCUGCAUUCUUGGUAUUGCCAUUACAUGUAAACAGAAGGUCUGAACUGAAUAGCAGGAAAGAAGUAGACAGCAAGUACAGGGUCUGUGUUCACCCUUUUAGCCUAGCUUGUGAUGGCAUGAUGUGACCUAGCAGGAUGUAUGUGCUUAGUGUUUAGAAGCCGGAGAACUUUCAGAAUUAUGCUGAGCUAAGGAUAAUAGAAGAGGAAAUGCCAAGAGUUGGACACUGCAGUGCUCUUACCAUUAAACAUUACAGAACCAAAGGCAUCAAUAUUUACCUCUACUUGAUUGAUUGCCUUAUCCAUAUCUUCCAUAUUUUGUGUCAACAUUAAACUGCCCUUCAUAAUUACUUGUUUUUGGUAGUUCUGAAGCACUGCCCUUCUUUGCGGCUGAUCCACUGACCCCUUGCCCGCUGCCUCUCUUCUUUGACCAGUUAGGGAUUGAGAGUGGAGUAAUCUGUGGCGGUCAGUGAGAGGUGCAGAGUGUUGAAUCUUCUACAGCCCCAGUGGGGAGGUGCGCCCUGGGAUAGUCAGGUCCGACCUUUUCUUACUUCAGCAGAGCAUCAACUGUCUAAUUUGCACUAGAACUCAAGUAACCACCACCCCUACCCAGCAAGGCUUAGUUGUUGAACUCUUGCUUGGAGUACCAGUUAGCCAUACUGUUGCAGGUCGUUCCUUGCAAGGGAUGACCAUGGUGAGGCCUUGUUUUAGACAUUCAUAUGUUUAUAUGUGGUAGCAUUUGUCCAAGUUUGUGCAGAAGUACUGUUUUGUUGCAUUAAAAAGGUUUUGUUUAGACCUUAUGUUAACCUGAUACUGUUACUGUCUCCAGCGUUUGCCACCCAGUGUACCAGGGCCAACUCACCCAACACCAUUUGUCUGCCUGCAGUUUGUUUGCUAUCUAGCACAUCAGAGGGACACCUUUAUUUUCUUGAGGCAUUUUCCUGUCAGUGGAUUUUAAUAAGAAUUACUGUUUAUCAUGGUUUGUUGAAACCACAUGUUCGUGUAACGUGCAAACCAUUGGAGCACUGUUGAGGGCUUUCACUUUUCCAUUCAAGUGUGCCUGUAGAGUUGGCCCCUAAUCCCUUCUAACUUAUGUAAACCAAGCCCCCCACAUUGGGGUGCAGAGGAAUUUACCCCCUUGCAAAGAUACUUUUAUAUCUGUUUUAUAGCGUUUCUUGAUUAUGAUAAACUCAAAAUGUGACUUCUAGCAUUACAAGACCAAAGACAGGGAAAGCCUUUGAGUGAGGACAGGCUGCUUGUGUGAAGAGUGAGGUAGUUUCUUCUUCCUCUUCAUUUGAAUGGGAUUUGACUGAUACUGAUUUUGUUUUUGAGAUUUGCUGCCAGGAUAAUGAGACCUCCCUUCCUUUGGAUAGUCGAUAUCAGACUUAUGAAGUCCUGUACAGACUUGACUGUAGCCCAUUCUGGGUUAUUUGUUAGAGUGAAGUGCUGUGGGCUGCUGAGACAAAAUCUAUACUACUUUCUAAAUGUAUGCAAGUCUACAGAUCCUCAGAAGAAAAGCUUAAAUCUGUAACGUAUCCUGUGUUUUAUAAAAAGCUGCAUUAACUAUGUUAAAUGCCUAAAAGUCAUCUGUUAAUGGUAUCCUUGUAUAAAAUGUCUAGGUAUUAAGGCAGUAGUUCGUCUUUGUACAUUCAUUGCAACAGAAUGCUGUCUAGUAAUUAAGCAUGAGCAGUUGAGACAUUGCUGAUGUAAAUGGAAAAUGUUUUAAACAGUAUAUAAACUGUAUGUUUGCAGAUUGAUGCUGAACCCCCUCUAAUCAUUAUUUAAAAAGAUCUUCAUCAUGUAACCUGUAUUUAAUAAAUGCUCAUAUUUG